AUGGUACAUAUCCUUGAGAUGACAUGUUGCUCCUGCAUUGUGAAGGAUCCUUUUGCAAGAGAAGAGAUUGGUAGCUAUGCUGAAUUGGGGGCCUCCCCAGAAGAAGACCUCGAGAACGGGCUCUUCGCAGAUGAGUUGCAUCUCAGUCCGGACGGCAUUUGCUCCUUGUGGCGCAGCACGCUGGAGGCGCCCACUUCUCCCACCAUGAUGCGUGGUUCGGUGUUGGCCGCACCGCUGACGCACAACUUGCACAGCUUGAAGCGGACACUGAUCAAGAGAGGUACAUAUUCCGUCAGCCCAUCUGGAAUUGUUGCUACUUGGGCGGAUGGUACGUCAGAGACCUUUGAGGGAAAGAUUGGCGUUUAG
This is a messenger RNA of Cladocopium goreaui, 366 nucleotides long. The record is from the annotation of a GenBank genome assembly. Lineage: Eukaryota; Dinophyceae; Suessiales; Symbiodiniaceae.